AUGCUGGUCAUCCAAUUCACGAGUGCUCCGGGGCACAGCAAAGGGGCUAUGUGGGAUCGACUUGAUGCCGCACUUGAGAGAUACAGCAAAGCACUCCUCCGAUACCGUGCCCUUUCACAGCUUUCACCCACGAAUCCUCUCCACCACAAACAUCUACAGUUCUGGCUCACCGACACCAAUGGAGGCCUCAACGACCUACAGGGUGUAACUGGCACCCUGUGGGACGCCUGCAACAUUCCAGACCUGACAUCCCUAACCCAACCGAGCGAUCCAUCUGACCCACUGACAAAUCUCUUCAACAACCACCUCCUCCCACUGUACCACCAGCUCAUCGGCCACAAAAUCCACGCCCCAAGCCACUACAUCACGACGCACGACGCCUUCACCGACGCCCCGCACCGCUCGUCGAUCAUCUACCACUACUCGGACCGCCUGGUGCUACGGACGCUCAACGUUGCCAGCACCGUGCUUGCGAGCAUGGUGCCCGCGCUGUCGUCGCUGGCACUAUAUUACAUGCCGAGCGAGGGCGCGGCGCGCAUCGGUGGUGUUGUGGCGUUCACGUUCUUGUUUAGUCUCGUCAUUGUGCUGGUUACGCCUGCGAAGAGGAUAGAGACGUUCGUUGCGACCGCGGCGUUUGCGGCUGUGCUUAUUGUUUUUGUAGGCGGUCAGGCCGAUUGA
Molecule: messenger RNA, 678 nt
Organism: Exophiala bonariae
Lineage: Eukaryota; Fungi; Ascomycota; Eurotiomycetes; Chaetothyriales; Herpotrichiellaceae
Exons: 2
Coding region: 1-678 (225 amino acids)
Source: RefSeq, a predicted model, not a curated record